Molecule: messenger RNA, 1284 nt
Organism: Iphiclides podalirius (scarce swallowtail)
Lineage: Eukaryota; Metazoa; Arthropoda; Insecta; Lepidoptera; Papilionidae
Source: the annotation of a GenBank genome assembly
AUGGGCUAUCCGGCGCCGCAGCCUGGAUAUCCUACUGCCUCUGCUGGGUAUCCCCAGAACAAUCAAGCCUAUCCACAACAAAGUUCAGGCUACCCUAGUAGCCAAGGCUAUCCAAAUAGUGCUCAAGGUUAUCCACAAUCUGCUCAAGGCUACCCAUCUGCUCAAGGGUAUCCACAAGCCAAUCAAGGGUACCCACAAGCUCAAACAGGGUACCCACAGGCAAGUCAAGGACACCAACCGUCAAAUCAUUAUCAAAGUUACCCUUCUCAGCACCAACCCCAAUCACAAAGCCAACAAGUGUACAGCAUCUCAUCAAACCCCAUGGCAAAUAUUCCUAAGUCCAAGCCGACCGUGGUGCCAGCGAACCCCUUCGACCCUCGCGAGGAUGCCGCCGUGCUGCGCAAAGCGAUGAAGGGCUUCGGCACCGACGAGAAGGCAAUCAUCCAAGUGUUGACCAGGCGCAGCAACGAGCAGAGGCUUCGCAUCGCGUUCGAGUUCAAGACCCUGUACGGAAAAGACCUGGUGUCCGACCUGAAGAGCGAGACCAGCGGCAAAUUCGAGGACCUGCUGGUGGCACUAAUGACACCGCUGCCGCAGUUCUACGCGAAGGAGCUACACGACGCCACCGCCGGGAUCGGCACCGACGAGGACGUCCUCAUCGAGGUCAUGUGCACGAUGUCCAACCACGAGAUCCACGUCAUCAAACAGUCCUACACCGCCAUGUACGGAACCCUGUUGGAGGACGACCUGCGCGGUGACACAUCGGGUAACUUCAAGCGGCUUAUGACGUCACUGUGUAUGGGCAAUAGGUCUGAGGACUUCCAUGUAGAUCAAGAGAAAGCUAGAGAAGAUGCGAGGAGCUUGUUGCAAGCAGGCGAGCUGCGCCUGGGCACCGACGAGUCGGUGUUCAACGCGGUGCUCUGCUCCCGCUCGUUCCCGCAGCUGGCGGCCAUCUUCCAGGAGUACCACUUCCUCACCGGCCACGACAUCGACGACGCGAUCAAGGCCGAGUUCUCCGGCGACCUGGAGAAGGCGCUCCGCGCGAUAGUGAAAGUGGUGCGCAACAAGCCGCUGUUCUUCGCGGAGCGUCUCCACAAGUCCAUGAAGGGCCUGGGCACCAACGACCGGCAGCUGAUCCGCAUCAUGGUCACCCGCUGCGAGGUGGACCUCGGCGACAUAUCCAACAUGUUCCACUCCAAGUACGGGGAGACGCUGCAGAGCUGGAUCGAGGGCGAUUGCUCAGGCCACUACAAGAAAUGUUUGCUAGGACUAUUGGGUCUUUAC